GGUCUCGUCACUAGCUGUCAGUGGAAUGUCAGACAACCUGCGAGUUGGAAAUAAAUAAUAACAAACAGAAAUUAUGGAUAAUAUGAGUUUGAAAGAGAUUCAAAGCAAGCUUUUAUUAUGGGAGGCUGCAGAAAAUCCACUCGCACCUUUAACGUCGGAGCAGAGAGAAUCUAUCUUGGAUUUAGAGUCACUUUUACUCGGUGUAUCUAGUGACUUGGACGAUGGAACAACAGAAAAAAUUGAUAAUGAAGAGUCGGAUAAGAGUAACAUACCCACUGUGGACACGACAUAUGACUUUCUAGAGUGGUAUGAAAGUCUAUGUGAUAACAAUCUGAAGACUGAUGAUGCGCCGUACGAGGCCUACCAUAAGCAGCUGGAUGACAGGAGAAAUGAGUGUGUUGCAUUGACCAAUCAGAUUGGUGCUACAAUGUCUGACUUGGACAAAUUGACGGAGCAAUACAACUUUGUGUCAAAUAAAACGAAUGCACUGCACACUAUGAGUGAGCAACUGUUGGCUGACCAAAAUAAACUCUCUAGCAUAGGUGACGACAUCAAACAGAAGCUGCACUACUUCACGCAGGUGGAGCACCUGUCCCAGCGACUGAACAGCCCCACCAUGUCAGUGAACAGCGAGACCUUCUUCAAUGUUCUCGCCAAGAUCGACGAGUGUCUGGAGUAUAUGAGGGCAAAUAGCAACUACAAGGAAUCCCACACGUACCUAGUGAAGUACCGCCACCUCCAAAACCGUGCGAUCUCACUCAUCCGGUCCUACGUGACGCACGUGCUGAACCACGCCACGGAACAGAUGCUGGCUCCCAAGGACGAGGAUCAGAACGACCAGGACAACAUGGACACGGCAUACGCUGUGUACUUCGGGAAGUUCCAAGCUGCUGCCCCCAAGUUGAAGAUGGUUAUUAGUGAAAUUGAGUCGCGGGCUGAGAAGAAUGCUGACUACGCAUCUCUACUAUCAGACAUACAACGCGAAUACGCGGCUCGUCGUUGGCGUGUGGCGGGCGCGGCGACCGGGGGCGCGCUGGUGGGGGGCGCGGCCGCGGGGGCGCCGCCCCCAGACCACUGCUCGCAACUACGGGCUGCCUGCUCUCUACUGGCACACGCGUGUAGAGACGAGUGUGCACUCUAUUACCACUUCUUUACCAAUCCAUCGCCUGCUUUAGAUGAGUACCUGCAAUCACUGUGCACGGGCCUGUACGAGUCGCUGCGCUCCCAGAUAAUCCACAUCAACCACCUGGAGACCCUCGCCGAGCUCUGCGUCAUACUGCGGGUGGAAGUUAUCGAGGAGCAGGUUAAUAACGAUCCCCGUCUAUCAGCCCUGGGUCAGUACGCGCGCGCCCUGCUGCAGGACGCGCAGGAGCGGCUGGUGUACCGCGCGCACGUGCACCUGCGGGCCGACGUACUGCUGUACCGGCCCGCGCACGGGGACCUCGCAUACCCCAGCAAACUGCUCAUGAUGGAGGUAAGCCAAUGUCACGUGCACCUGCGGGCCGACGUACUGCUGUACCGGCCCGCGCACGGGGACCUCGCAUACCCCAGCAAACUGCUCAUGAUGGAGCAAAUCGCGAUGUCAAUCCAAGAGCAGUCUCUCAAACGGAGCGACUCACGGAACUCGAUGAUAUCCGACAUUUCUGCCACGUCGCAAGAAGUAGCAAAUAUCAAUGUGGAGGCCCAGAAACGACCACAAGCCUCCCCAGCAGACCUUCACGGCAUGUGGUACCCAGGAGUAAGAAGGACGUUGGCAGCUUUAUCAAGACUAUACCGUUGUUUAGAGAAAAAAGUCUUCCAAGGAUUAGCCCAAGAAGCCAUUUCUUUAUGCGUCCAAAGCGUAGACAACGCAGCCAAGCAAAUUUCGACCAACGCCACUAAUAUAGACGGUGAAUUAUUCCAAAUCAAGCAUUUAUUGAUACUUAGGGAACAGAUAGCACCGUUCCAAGUCGAUUUUGUAGUUAAGGAGACGACUUUGGACUUUAGUAAUGUGAAGAAUGCUGCGUAUGGCUUGAUACAGAAACCGAGGCAGAUAUUUUCUUUGAACUCUAACAAUGCGCUGUUAGAGUUCUUACUGGAAGGUACUCCGAUGGUGAGGGAACAUCUCCUGGACUCGAGGAAGGAGGUCGACAGGCAGCUGAAGAGUUGCUGUGAACUGUUCAUCAAGGACGCCACGGAGAUACUCGCUGGGCCCAUGAUAGCGUUUAUUGAGAAGGCAACAGCAUUUGCACCAAUAGAACAACUAAAGUCCCAGCCGUGGGCCACACCAGAAGAGAUAGCUGUGGCCGUGAAAGAAGCGCAGAAGAAAAUCAAGGCCCACCUCGCUCCGUUACAGCGGUCCAUGCAACUGUACUUGGCUAACAAGGAAACUGAGUUUAUUCUAUUCAGACCUAUCAGGAACAACGUAGUCGGUUACUUCGUGCAGAUAGAACAGCUGCUAACAAACGCUGGUUAUACUUACGAAGACACGUUGAUCGUGGCCUGUCCGACUCCGGAGCAGGUCUCCGUCUUCAUAUCCUCAGCGAGCCUCAUCAGCCAUAGUGAACCAGUACAGCCUUUUGGUACUAAAGUCAAACCUAGCGUUGUUAGGAAGCCUAGCGUCACCAGUGUACAAGAGAAGGAAGAGAUUACUGUUGGUGUCGAAGCCACCCCAACUAGUGUUACUUUGUAAGCCAUUUAACAUUAUUUCCUGUACAAUAUAAUAAACAAAUACCUAUUAU
Spodoptera frugiperda (fall armyworm) is the source of this 2720-nucleotide messenger RNA. RefSeq names its product conserved oligomeric Golgi complex subunit 3 (gene Cog3). NCBI's taxonomy places the organism in Eukaryota, Metazoa, Arthropoda, Insecta, Lepidoptera, Noctuidae. The record is from RefSeq and is a predicted model, not a curated record. The transcript has 11 exons. Gene Ontology annotation, cellular component: cis-Golgi network; COG complex; membrane. Gene Ontology annotation, biological process: Golgi organization; intra-Golgi vesicle-mediated transport; intracellular protein transport. Bases 74 to 2671 code for a protein of 865 amino acids.